This is a messenger RNA of Penicillium bovifimosum, 1185 nucleotides long. RefSeq names its product Zn(II)2Cys6 transcription factor domain-containing protein. Lineage: Eukaryota; Fungi; Ascomycota; Eurotiomycetes; Eurotiales; Aspergillaceae. The record is from RefSeq and is a predicted model, not a curated record. Bases 1 to 1185 code for a protein of 394 amino acids. Gene Ontology annotation, biological process: regulation of DNA-templated transcription. Gene Ontology annotation, molecular function: DNA-binding transcription factor activity, RNA polymerase II-specific; zinc ion binding. The transcript is spliced from 3 exons.
AUGUCAGACUCCGCCAAGCCCGCCGCGCAGUCGUACCGGACAUCAUGCGAUCGAUGUCGACUGCAGAAACUUCGGUGCGUUCCAUCUGAUGGUGACUGGCUGAAUGCGUGUCAACGGUGCACGCGCGCCCGGGUGCCUUGUGCGUUCAGUCGACGAGCUCGCAGUGGGCGACAGCCCAAGAAACUUGACAGGGCGGAAGAGCCUUCCCACACGUCCUCAUCUGGAUCAAACGCAUCGACGCCGCCAAUGGAACUCCCCAGAUUUCCUGUGCCGGGGGACGAUCCUUUAUCGUCGAUCGCUCGUGUGAAUCCCAUGGCCGAUCCGCACGACCUGGCCGACCCACCGCUGGACCCAAUGAUGGCUGAGAUAUUAUUCCACACGCCGGGAGACAACGCAGUCAUGCCCAUUCAUAUGCCAUUCCCUGUUCGAAAAAUAGAAUGGUGGUGUUCUCCCGAGUCACUGAGCCCAGAGCUCGAUAUUACAAAAUCAACCAACCCAUUAGACCACGCAUAUUUUAACCAAGCCGAGUCAAACCGCACAAGAGAAAUAGUCAGCAUACAUAACACAAACAGCAUUAUCCCCGACAACCUAAUCCCCUUGGGCGAAACCCCAUCCACCCAAGUCCAAUGCCUCUCCUCCAUCCUCGUCGCAAUGACAAACUAUACAAGCGAUCUUCAUCGGUGGGGAACUUACCUCGCCCAAUGGCUACGGGAAAUUGUAUCUCGACUGACAUGGACGGGAACCGAAUUUCCCAGCCUUAUCCCCAGUAGCGAUGACCCCGUGGACACUCCCACCCUUCUGAUCAUGAUGUCAUGCUAUAUGUCGCUAGUAAAUAUCUACGACACAGUGUUUUACGACCUACGCCAGCUACUAGCCAUACUGCCAGACUCGACGUCUUCAACAUCAUCCCGGGCUGAGCUACGAUGGGACCUGCGACUGGGUGACCUUCCUCUAACGAACGAGGGGUGCGUGCGGGUUCUUAAUGCCGUGCAGAUAUUGCUGGAUCCGUUGGAUGCCAUUGAAAAUGAUCUCAAACAUGUUCAAAUCUCCGACGACCGCAUCGUAGAGUCGUUGUUUAGAGAAAAUGUCAGCGCUGGCGCGGCAACGGAAGGAGGGCUAAGUGGGGGCUUAAGGGCGAAGGUUGAAGAACUGCAGGGGCUUUUGAAGCAAAAUCUGAAUUUGUAG